Cotesia glomerata is the source of this 2173-nucleotide messenger RNA. Its product is annotated as odorant receptor Or1-like. The transcript has 11 exons. Gene Ontology annotation, biological process: sensory perception of smell; detection of chemical stimulus involved in sensory perception of smell. Bases 1 to 2118 code for a protein of 705 amino acids. The record is from RefSeq and is a predicted model, not a curated record. Gene Ontology annotation, molecular function: olfactory receptor activity; odorant binding. Gene Ontology annotation, cellular component: plasma membrane. NCBI's taxonomy places the organism in Eukaryota, Metazoa, Arthropoda, Insecta, Hymenoptera, Braconidae.
AUGCUUCAAGAUAGGAACAAAACACUUUAUGUGUGUUUUGUUAAAACACUUGGACUUACAGUGAAUAUCGGGAUUACUCAAAAUCAAUUCGCCCGAAUUACCUCGAAUAUUAUAAAAUAUCUAGAGGCAAAGAAACUCUUUCGAUUGCUUCUUGCUUUCUUAAUAGUCACCGAGUCAGCUGUAAUGGCCACAGUGGUUGUAUCAAUAUUUCGUGAUACACCAAACCGUGAAAUGUAUUAUGAUACAUAUCUCCCAUUUGAUUCAUCAAAUAUUGGGUACUGGUCAUCCUAUGUCUUUCAAAUUACUGCUCAAGUUUUUGGAUCAUUUGUAAAUGUUGCUCAUGAUACCUUAAUCUCUGGGAUGAUACUAAAAAUUUGCGCGCAGUUGAGUAUUUUAGAGCACCGAUUAGAUUUAGUGUGUAAGGAUGUUGAUCCGCAUGACCAGUUUACUAAAGCUAAAAAAGAAAAGUUAAAUAAAAUUACAGAGUGCAUUAAACAUCAUCUUCAAAUUCUUAAAUUAGCUGACAGAACAAACAAAGUUUUUAGUAUUGUCAUGCUUUAUCAAUUUUCAAUCAGUACUAUUGUGAUAUGUAUAACAAUUUAUACACUAUCUCAAGUUAAAAUAAGUGAUCCAGAAUUUUUUGCAAUGGCGGAUUAUUUUAUGUUUAUGACUGUACAAAUUUUUGGCGUCUGUAUUGCCAGUACCGAGUGCAAUAUUAAGAGUGUAAGCAUCGCAACAGCUGUUUAUCAGUCAAACUGGUACAAUUUGGAUAUUGAUGCACAGAAAAGCUUGUUACUCAUAAUGACUCGAAGUUCAAAACCAUUGAAAUUCAACGCUGCGUACUUUAUUGAAGUAUCUCUCAACUCUUACAAUCAAGUACUAUUUCUCCAGUCAAAGCCGUAUCUUGUUCCAGAGCUUAUAUACUAUAGACCGUUGAUUCUCAAAUAUAUAAUAAAUAAUAUAAUGUUAUUACACUGGAGCUUUGGUAUCCUGCAAUGUUUAGGCUUAUGGCAAGUGGUAAACUCAAACUCUAUAGAGUAUACAUGGAAAAUAUUUUUUUAUUUUAUGUACACUAAUUUUAUGAUUAUAUUUAUUUACUCAUGUGUAUUAUUUGAAUUAAUUGCACUGAUUGCAUCCUUUGAUAAUCCCGAGCUAUUUAUUAAUAAUUUAAUCAUUUUACUCACCAUGGUUGGUGUUUGCGGUAAAAUUGCCAACGUUAUUGUAAAACGAAAAGAAAUUGACCAACUUAUUGAGAUUCUUGGAAGUUAUCCGUGUUGCUAUCAAAAUGAAAAAGAAAAAGUUAUUGAAAAAAAUUUUGAUAAAACUAUCAAAUCAAGAACAAUAGCUUACUUGAUAAUGACAGAAUCGGCAGUGGUGAUGGUGGUAAGCGUAUCGAUACUUUGUGAUACUCCAAAUCGAGCAUUACCCUUUGACAUAUGGUUGCCAUAUAAUUAUAAAACGUCAAAUAUUGGAUACUGGAUCGCUUACAGCCAUCAAAUUUUUGCUCAUAUUUUUGGAGCGCUAGUAAAUGUCGCUUACGAUACUAUGAUACCAGGUUUUAUGUUGAAAAUUUGCGCUCAAUUAUCUAUUUUAGAGCAUAGAGUAGGUUUACUCAACAAAAAUGACAACUUAUCCAAGUCAUUGGAUGCCAAAAAGCAGAAAGAAAUUAAUGAAAUUUCAAAAUGUGUCCAACACCAUCUAAAAAUAUUCCAAUUAGCUGAAAUAACAAACAAAGUCUUCAGUACUGUUACUUUUUUACAAUUUUCCAUCAGUUCCAUCGUGAUAUGUGUGACAGUUUAUAGAUUAUCUCAAAUAACAAUUGAUAAUCCACAAUUCGUACCAACAGUUAUUUAUUUCACUUGCAUGCUUACGCAGGUAUUUAUUACUUGCUUCGCCAGUACCGAGUGUACUUUCAAGAGCGGUGAUGUAGCGAUGGCCGUUUAUCAAUCUGAUUGGUACAUUUUGAGUCUCGGUACUCAAAAAAGCUUAUUGGUGAUAAUGAUGCAAAGUCAGAAGGAAUUGAAAUUUAACGCCGGGUAUUUUAUUGACGUAUCUCUUAAUUCCUACAAUCAACUGAUGAUAAAACUUUCUUAUUCAUUUUACAACGUUCUUCAGUGAUAUAUUUGUUUUAUAUUAAUUAGAAGAAAAUAGAUAAUUUGUUUUUUAAUAUGUA